UAAUAUGAUUAGGUGUAUAUUGUGAAUGUAAAUGUAAAAUUACUCGAAUUAGUUAUUAUAAUUUAUUUUAUGUUUAUACAACAACAAAGUGUCCGACUCCUAUUACUAAAUUUAUUUUGUAUAUAAAUUAUUGAAUUAUAGAAUACGUGCAGAAUCAUGAGUGGAGCAUAUACACCUGGUACUGUUCCUACAGCACCAUAUGGAUGGAAUCAGCAGACAAGUGUUUCACCAGCAAGUCCUUACACCCCACAACCCGAAUUUGUAAAAGCACCAUAUGAACUUAUUACUACUGUUGUUCCUGUUGGCCCCCACAGUACCCGAAUGGUCUGCUCCAAUUGUCGGAAAGAGAUAACUACAAAAAUAAAUAAGAAACCGAGUACAAUGGCUUAUAUAAGCAGUUUAUUGUGUUGUGUGUUUGGAUGUUUCUGGGGUCCAUGUUUAAUACCAUUUUGUAUGGAUCAAUGUUUAAAUGUUGAACAUAAAUGCCCUAAAUGUGAAGUUUAUUUAGGGCAGUAUAUACGAUAAAUUGAGUAUAUUUUUACAAAAAGCUUGAUAAAUGUUCAAAUUAACCAACAGUUGUUACUUACAAAACUUGUAUACUAAUGCUUACUCAAUGAGGCAGCUGGUUUGAUUAUUCAAAAGACAUUAUGUAUACUUUUACUAACAAUUAUUGUCUUCGGUGACUUGUAAUUAUGUGCCUUAUAGUAUUAUUGGAAAUGUAAAAUCUCUAAAACUACUUAUAAAUUAAACAAAUUUUGUAAUAUCACAUUAGAAUGUAGUUACCUCAUAUCAAUAUUAAUUAUAAAAGUUUUAAUGUUAUCUGUUUAUAUUUUUAUUAUUUUAUAUUAUUAUAAUGUGUUGUUUGUUUGUUUUUAUUAUAUUUAUUAAUUAUUCUUGUUAUGACUAAUAAAACAAUUUUCGAAGACUA
This is a messenger RNA of Rhopalosiphum padi (bird cherry-oat aphid), 928 nucleotides long. RefSeq names its product lipopolysaccharide-induced tumor necrosis factor-alpha factor homolog. Gene Ontology annotation, molecular function: zinc ion binding. Bases 157 to 525 code for a protein of 122 amino acids. The record is from RefSeq and is a predicted model, not a curated record. The transcript is spliced from 4 exons. NCBI's taxonomy places the organism in Eukaryota, Metazoa, Arthropoda, Insecta, Hemiptera, Aphididae.